Mercurialis annua (annual mercury) is the source of this 2134-nucleotide messenger RNA. Its product is annotated as protein NRT1/ PTR FAMILY 6.4. Gene Ontology annotation, cellular component: membrane. Bases 181 to 1941 code for a protein of 586 amino acids. Gene Ontology annotation, molecular function: nitrate transmembrane transporter activity. The record is from RefSeq and is a predicted model, not a curated record. Gene Ontology annotation, biological process: transmembrane transport; response to nitrate. The transcript is spliced from 5 exons. Lineage: Eukaryota; Viridiplantae; Streptophyta; Magnoliopsida; Malpighiales; Euphorbiaceae.
UAGUUUGUGGUUAACUAUUCUUACUCUACCCAUUGCCCAACCCUUAUCAUAUUUCCCUCCUAAUCAUGCACUUUUUCCCUAUUUCUUCUUCUUCUGGUUCUCUUUUAUAGACUCUUUCUAUAUAUACCUAACUUAUUGUGUUUCAGACCUGCACAUUGUUAUCUUUCUCUCUCUCAAAAGAUGGUUUUAGUGACCAGUCAUGAUGAUGCACAUCAGGACACUGCGGUAGAUUUUCGUGGAAAUCCGGUGGACAAGUCAAAAACUGGAGGAUGGCUUGGUGCAGGACUAAUUCUAGGAACCGAGCUGUCGGAGAGGAUAUGUGUGAUGGGUAUAUCGAUGAAUCUAGUGACAUAUUUAGUUGGAGAUCUGCAUAUUCCAGCUGCAAAAUCUGCAACCAUAGUUACCAACUUCAUGGGUACUCUCAACCUUCUUGGACUUCUUGGUGGUUUCUUGGCAGAUGCUAAACUCGGUCGGUAUUUGACAGUUGUAAUCUUUGCAUCCAUAACCGCUGUGGGCGUAACUAUGUUAACAUUCGCUACAACCAUCUCUGGCAUGAGACCUCCAUCGUGCGAUGACUACAGAAAACAACAUCAUCAGUGCAUUGAAGCCACUGGCCAGCAACUAGCGCUGCUCUAUGCAGCACUGUACACCAUAGCACUUGGUGGUGGUGGAAUCAAGUCAAAUGUAUCAGGUUUCGGAUCUGACCAAUUCGACUCGGGAGAUCCUAAAGAAGAGAAAGCUAUGAUUUUCUUCUUCAAUAGAUUUUACUUCUGCAUUAGUCUCGGGUCAUUGUUUGCGGUAAUAGUGCUGGUAUACAUGCAAGAUAACAUAGGAAGAGGGUGGGGAUAUGGAAUUUCAGCAGGGACAAUGGUAAUUGCCGUAGCUGUAUUACUUUGUGGGACACCAUGGUACCGUUUUAAGAAGCCUCAAGGAAGCCCUUUAACUGUGAUGUGGAGGGUUUUGUUCUUGGCAUGGAAGAAGAGGAGCCUUCCUUAUCCUUCUCAUCCCAGCUUUUUGAAUGAUUACCAAAAUCCUAAGGUCCCUCACACAGACAAGUUUAAAUGUAUCGACAAGGCUGCAAUUGUGGAUGAUCACGCCCCAGCUGGCGGUAAUAAGAACAACCCUUGGAUAGUUUCAACAGUAAUGGAGGUUGAAGAAGUGAAGAUGGUGCUUAAGUUAAUGCCUAUUUGGUCUACAUGUAUCCUAUUUUGGACAGUUUACUCUCAAAUGACUACUUUCACUAUUGAGCAAGCAACCUUCAUGGACCGAAAGGUCGGCUCCUUUGAAAUUCCUGCAGGUUCAAUGUCUACUUUUCUAUUCAUUUCUAUUCUCCUCUUCACAUCCCUCAAUGAAAGACUCUUUGUCCCGUUGGGUCGAAAGAUCACCCACAACCCCCAAGGACUAACAAGCCUUCAGAGGGUCGGUACGGGACUUAUCUUCUCCAUAAUUGCCAUGGUUGCUGCGGCUCUUGUAGAGAAAGAAAGGAGGGACAUUGCGGUUCAAAAUGGUACUAAGAUGAGCGCUUUCUGGCUUGUACCACAGUACUUCCUAGUGGGUGCAGGCGAAGCGUUUGCUUAUGUUGGACAACUUGAGUUUUUCAUCAGAGAGGCACCAGCGAGGAUGAAAUCAAUGAGCACAGGGCUGUUCCUAAGUACGCUCUCGAUGGGUUUCUUUGUCAGUAGUUUGUUAGUGUCUUUAGUUGACAAAGUGACUAAGAAAAUCUGGCUCAGAAGCAACUUGAACAAGGGAAAGUUAGCUAACUUCUACUGGGUGCUUGCUAUCCUAGGAGUCUUGAAUUUUUUUGCUUUUCUCGCAAUUGCAACACGACAUCAGUACAAAGUUCAGCAGUCUGCUGAACCCGAGGACUGUGAUGAAAAAGAGCUUAAAACUACCAACGAUUUGAUGAUUAAAGAAGUGGAUAAGGAGGGAGCCCUAGUAUAAUGUUCGCAAGUGCAUUUCUGUUAUAACAGUCCAAUAUAUUUGUAUUUUCAUUUGCAGCCAGUAGAAAUAGAAAAACUAUAGUUGUAUUCUCAUGUUAAUUAUUCAAUUUUGAGGCUCAUUGAAGUUAGUGAAUAUUAAGAUAGAAUGUUGUGUGAAUAUAUUCAAACAAUAUAUUAAAGUGUUAUCAGGCUUG